CGACUAAAUCACUAAGCAGAGACUUUUAACAGCAGAGCGACGCCGAAGCUGAUGCACUCUGGUGCUCAACUAGCACAGCAAGUGUGGUGCAGGCAUGUGCCCACCUUUGCGAGUCUACUGCGUCUGCGAGGUCUCCAUGUCCUACGGCAGACCGACCAUCGGGCCAGCCUCAGCGCGAGUUCCCAUGCGGUGGAAGCACGGCGAAGCCGCGGCGAAGCGGCGGAAGCACCCGCACUGGUGAUCAGCUCCAAGGAGGUGUUUCGACUUGGGGAGACGAGAGCUGUGGACCUGGCAGGAGCUUUGCUGUGCCAGGCGGCUUCGCCGAGCCUGCAGAGCUUGGACUCUGCCGAAUCCGUCGAGCUCAUCUUCGAGGUCAUAGGACGUGGUCCUUUGAGCUCAGCGAUGAAUGCCUUGGCUGUGUGCAACAGGCGUCUGGAAGUUGCAUGGCGGCUAGCCUUCGUGCCCUUGGUCCAUAUCUUUGUCUACUGGGACAGUCAGAUGGCUGCGCAUUUACGUCGCUGCAUGCGCCUACAACUGCGGCGAGUUCCUUUGGAAGCCGUGGCAGCAGCAAAGGAACGACUAGAUGCUGGGAUGAUUGAUGUUGUUCGAGUCAGAGCCGACACGGACCUCCGGCGGCUUAGUGGGUUCUUGCAUUCUCGUUUCAGGCUUUCUGCUCUCGGAAUGGAAGAGCCCAUUGUGAUUGAGUCCAUGGGAGCCAAUGCUAUUGAAAAGAUGGUGAAGGUCCUGGCGGCCGUUUGGGCCCGCAGUGCCCGGGAGCAUGAAGACGCAACGUCUGCAUCGGAUCAAGACUGUGCGUUCCAUUGCUAUGUGGAGCCUCAACGAUUGCCGAGUCCCGGCUUGGAACUCUACAGUGGAGUCCAAUGCAUUCUCCUGCCAGUGAAAGAGCCGCAGUCUGGGCAUGGGGCAAACACAGACGCAUUCUCAUGGACAGUGCGGUGCAUUCGAUUUGAAGGCAUAGGACCAUGCACGGGAUUGUGCACAAUGGAUCAAGCCAAUCAGACUGUAGGAUACGGUAGGAGGAUUAGGAGGCAACGGUAA
Molecule: messenger RNA, 1059 nt
Organism: Durusdinium trenchii
Lineage: Eukaryota; Dinophyceae; Suessiales; Symbiodiniaceae
Source: the annotation of a GenBank genome assembly